AUGUCCCUCAUACUUCUCUCUGCAUCUGCCGUGUUCGCGGCGCUUAUGCUUGCUGCGGUUCUCCCGCUCUUGCAGCGCACUCACCGCCAGUGGUCGCUUCGCAAGAUACCUGGCCCCGCCAAUGCCUCGCUGAUCUCUGGCAACUUGGGUCAGAUCUUGAACCCCGAUGCCACGCCCUUCCAGGAGCACUUGACUGCGACGUACGGCUCGAUGUACAGGAUCAACGGCUACCUCGGCGAGCAAAUGCUCGUCACAUCCGACAUCAACGCUCUCCACCACAUCAUCGUCAAACAUGUGGACACCUUCGACACUGCCGAGUUCUUCCUCACGAUCACGAGGCUCUUGUGGGGAUCGAACUUGACCUCUUCUCCGCUUGAGGGCGGCAAGCACAGGAGGCAUCGCAAGCUCAUGAACCCCGCGUUCAACAUCGCACAUCUCAAACGCUUGUUCCCUUUGUUCUCCAGCCUAUCGAAAAAGGUUCGCAGAGUCCUCGCCGCUGAUAUCCAGCGCACUGGCCGUGCCGAGACGGAUGUCGUGAAGUACUUGGGUGGGCUUGCACUUGAACUCAUCGCACAAGGUGGUUUUGGGACGAAAGUCGGCGUCCUGGAGGGUACGGAAACCUCAGGCACACUCGACAGUAUCUUGAAGCGCGUCGCGCCGGCCACUGGCCAGCUCUUCAAGUACCAACCCCUGCUCCCAUUUCUCACGCGCAACUUCCCACCAUGGCUCCUUCGUCGUGUCGGACAGAUGAUCCCAAACCAGGCGCUCCAGGAGCACUUCUACAUCUCCGACAAGAUGCAGGAGUUCGCGAUGUCUGUGUGGACGGAUAAGAAGAGGGAUCAUGCGGAGGGGAAGGUCUCAAGCAGCGCCAUCUUGGGCGAAGGGAAGGAUAUCCUGAGCUUGUUGCUGGAAGAGAACGAUGGAAGCGCGCUCGACGACAAGCUCCCGGAGAACGAAAUCCAAGCCCAAAUCAACCUGUUCUUGUUCGCAGGAACUGAUACCACAAGUAACGCGCUCUCACGCAUCCUCUACAUGUUGGCGCUCCACCCGCAAGUUCAAGACAAACUUAGGGAGGAGCUCAUCAAUGCAGGCGCACCUGACGGAGACGCCAGCUACGAAUCGCUUGAUAGGCUGCCGUAUCUCGAGGCUGUCUGCCGCGAGACGCUGCGUCUCUUCCCACCCGUCCGCUUCCUCCGGCGCUGCGCUCGUGAAGAUCACGUUCUACCUCUCAGGGAAGCCUUCACGGACUCUACCGGCACGCUGCAGACCGAGGUCUUUGUCCCGAAAGGAACCACGAUCCUCUGCAAUAUCGCGGCCGUCAACACCGAUACGUCCAUCUGGGGCGAGGACGCUCGUGACUGGAAGCCUGAGCGCUGGCUUAGCGACUCUCCGCAUACGGACGCGCGUGUUCCGGGAGUGUAUUCGAACAUAUUGACGUUCGCCGGCGGGGCACGGUCUUGCAUCGGGUUCAAGUUCUCGCUGCUGGAGAUGAAGGCCGUACUGGCGCAGUUCAUCCCUACAUUCAAGUUCGACCCGCCGCCUGAGAACAAGGAGAUCGUCUGGCGAUUCGCGGGCAUUAUUGCACCGUCUGUGUCGUCUGAGGGCAACAAGGCCCAGUUGCCUCUUCGCGUUUCUUGCCUUUGA
Molecule: messenger RNA, 1644 nt
Organism: Peniophora sp. CBMAI 1063
Lineage: Eukaryota; Fungi; Basidiomycota; Agaricomycetes; Russulales; Peniophoraceae
Source: the annotation of a GenBank genome assembly